AGAGUAAAUUUCGGAUAAGUACGGUUUCGGAUUACAAUUGAAAUAAUAUCAUUUGAUUGAAUAUUAUAAUUGUGCAAUUAAUAUCUUUAAAAUUACGUACCGAAAUUUAAAUUGAAUGUAUAUGUAUUUAGAAGUAAAACUUGAAGUAACAGCCACUCUGAUUAGCUACAAUAAUGAGCGAUCAGGGAUACUUUUUUAUUAUUUUGACAUUUCAUGUGUAUCCCUGUAACGCUACAACUCUCUACCAUUUAACACUGGGCGAAAGAAUAUAUAGUAAUAUUAUGCAUCGAUGUUGAUUAAUAAUGAUAUAAUUGUUACAAAUGUACCUAACAGUGAUCUUAACUGGGUUGGAUUUGUCGUUAGAGUCGUUAUUUUCACAUUAAUAUACUCUGGGUCAUGAAAUGAGCGUAGCAGUCCACCAUUUUUUAUACAUGUUGAUUUUUAUCGAAUAAAUUUGUACCCAUCCGUCAAUGAUGGUUAACCCUGUGCGCAGUCACAGUUAUCCUCCCUUUUCUAUGUAUUGUGCAGAGCAACGCAACAGUGUUCAAAAAUGGUGAUACCUAAUCAUCAUCAUCAUCAUCAUCAUCAUCAUCAUCACGAACAUCAUCAUCAUCAACUUCUCCCAACUUGACCCAUCAAACACGUUAGCGUUCAGCGCAUUGAAAUGGUUGCAUUUUAAUAGUGUUAUUUAACCGAGCCUAUUAACGACGAAAAUAUUAGAAAUCCUCUACCCCGUUUCAUACAUGUACACAACCUGUCAGAUUUGUCCUAGAUUUACAGAUUAAUGGAUACAAUCGAUGCAUGUAAGUGCAUUAUGGUAUCUGAACAUGUUUUUUUGACAUAAUGACAUAAAUAAAUGUGUGUUUGAUAGUAGGCAAUGAUAUUUUCGUAGAAAUUUGAAUUUAUAACAAAGAUAAUUUAAAAAUUGUGGCCGCGAGGAUCCUCUGCGCAAGGCCCGUUUGCUACUUUUUGCUGGGAUGGUGGACGUCACCAGUCUGCCAUAGUCUAAAAAUUGUCAAAAGACUGGUUGACGGCCAUUUAGGUGGACUACCACUCUGAUCAUAGGGGCAGCCACUCUGAUCAUAGGGGCAGUUAGUCAUUCUAAAAUGCCGUCCAGGCUUUUUUUUUAAUGAUGGUUAGCCUGGAACGUCAUUCAUAAACAUGUAAAAACUGUCUAUGAAAUGAAAUGGUCUUCAUUUGUAUUCUGUUGCUUAAGACUACCAAUAAAUACAUUAAUUCUUAUCAAUAACCAUAUCCAUUUUGCAAAUUCACAAGCUAUUUCUUCAAAAAAGUAAUUUAAAUACCUGAUUUCAGUUGACAGGAGCUUUCUUACUGCCAAAAAGAAAAAAGGUUACACACAACUAUACUUUAAGGUUUCAAUCUGAAGUAGUAUUUUUAGUAUGGAUUAUCUUCCCCUAACACUAUCAUUAUCAGUUACCACACUUUUGUACUUAAUGAAUUUGAAAAAACAUUUAUCGUCACAUACAGGAUUCAAGAUGUAUUUACAAACUAUUCUAUGGGCAAUGUGGACAAUGCAUACUAUUAUACACAUGUAUUUAAAAUAAGACUAAAUACAAUAUUAACAUAAUAUAUCAACGGCAUUGUUACACUAAGUGAAUUAAAAUGUUUUAUUGUGUAACAUAUUAAUCAAAAUUUGACUUCAACACGACAAUCCAAGUUUACAAUAAUCAGAGAUUUUGCUGACUUAUCAAUUUAUUAUGUAUAUAUAUAGUUUCGCUAGAACAGAUGUUUCAUGAUGAUAUUUAUAUUAACAAAUACCUUAUUCCUCACAUCAGAAAACCUAUACAAAACUCAACUAAAGGGAAUCUUCAGGAAAUUACCAUUUUUAAAGAAAUUGAUAGAAAAACAUAAUUACAGAACAUUGUUGUUUGCUUUUUUUCCGACUAGAGUGCGUUUUAUAGUCAAGCUUAAAGCUUAUAGGAAAACAACUAGAUUUAGAAUUGUUGUGUGUUUUUUUAAAGAACUAUAUUGGUAAACAGAAGUAACACUUAUGUGUUCAAGGGGUUAAAAUAUGACAAAGCCAGGACUCUGCAUGAUAAUUGGCCUUCAUGCUCUUAUAGAAUAUGCCUUGGGUUGUUAUGGGACACUUGUGCAAUCUUCGCUGACUUUACAUUUAAAAUGUCAUCUUAUAGAAGGUCAUAUGCCCAGUUUGUGACAUGAACGCGCCAGCGGUUCAAAGAGACGCUAUAAAAUUUAACAAAGCUUAUAAAGGCAAACCGGUAAUUUUACCCAGUAUUCUAAUUUCUGUCAUACAAAGUAAAAGCACACAUAUUUUAUUUAUAAUGUAUGGUCGUUUUUAGACGGGAGGCUGGGUGCGUGUGGGAAAGGGGAAAGAAAUGUAGAAAUGUUUUUAUGUCAAAAGAUGGCAAUCAAAAACCUCCAAAUAAUUGCAGAAUUUCAAACCGUCAUGGCAGGUUUUUGUCAACAUUCAUACAAAUGGUCGUUCACUGGGGAACACCAGAAAACUUACUCGCCUACUGGUAGGAAAAAGGUAGGGAGGAGAGAGCUCGUACAAUCACCAGUUGGUACCUGAGGUUGCUCUUACCACAAGUUUGUGACAAGUAGUACUUAAAAAAGUUUUUUUGUUGUGUGUCAGAAUCUGGAUGCUUUAAAGAAACCAAACAAAGGAAUAUUAAGCAUACAAAAGUUCAAAGACAUCCAAGUGAGCGCAAAUGAGGGGUAAAUUACAAGAAUAGAAAAUAAUGAUACGAACUGAAAAAAAUGCCAUGCAUGCAAAUGAAAAUUCUUCCCAUACUUUGCAUGAUAACAUUCCACAAACUUAAUGAUAUUGCUAUUUGAUUCAUUUUGCAAAAACUAAAUGUCCUUGUUCCAAUAUGCUAACAAAAGUAAUAAAUGUUUGUAAACACUUCAUUCUUAAUUUGUUUUGAAUAAUUUACAGGUUUACAAUAUGUUGCCUUAACAAAACUACUGCCAAUGACACUACAGCUCGUACUAAGCUGUACUAAAGUAACUAAUAGUCAUGUGUAACCUUAAGCAGAGAAAAGAAAAUGCAUUUGGAUAUUCUCGGCUACAUUCGUUAACAAAAACAAUGGUGUUUGGUGAAUUUUGAUGGUGUUUGAAAAUGUAUGUUGUUUUAACAAUUCUGAACGUGAUUAUUUUAUAAUAUAUAGUGCAAUUGAUGUAAAAAGGAUUAGUUUUAACAGGUAAAGUGUUCUUUUUUUGUUUUAAUAGACUAAAUUGGAAUAAUUUCAAUAAAUUUGCGACCAAAUUCUGAUCGGCAUUUUGAACAUGUUUACGAAUUUUAUUAUGAAUGACGUCCAGGCUAACCAUCAUUAAAAAAAGCCUGGACGGCAUUUUAGAAUGACUAAGGGGCAGUGUGCAUUGUUUUGACACAACCCUUAAACCACGCCCCCCACCCCACCAUUUUUUUCCCAAGCUUAUCAAUAAUGAUGAUGGGCGAACUGUUACUUAUGAUAACUCAUGAUAACUUGCACAAAAAUAUUCUCAGUGGUGGGGUUGAAAAUUGAGUCCAAGAAAGCAAUGAUUAUUAUAUAUUCCGGGCAUAUGGUACAUGGGGGUCAUGUAAAUGAAGUAUCAGAUGGAUUAAUCUUUAAUACUGAUUUAAGAACUUGAUAGUUUCUUUCCUUGAGUUGAGACCAUUUUUGAUGAAUCCAGUGAUGGCAGGUAGAGCAAAAUAAGAUUUGAUCACCUUUGCGUUAUUUUUUAAGCAAACACUGCAAGUAUUUAUCAAAUCAUUACCAUAAGGUCAAGGAUUAAGCAAAACAUCUCCGCUCAGAUGAAGUGAUCAAGAAAAAUUAUCCAAAUCUGUAAGGUCAUUUUGCAGUUUGUCAAUUUUCCGUCCGAAAUCAUUCUGUCCGAAUACUCCACCACAUAGGUCAAAUUUCCAUUUGGCUGCCACAAGUCCACCUGUUCUGGUACAAUUUAUUUGAUUUAUGAUAACUGUUAUUUUUGUUAUGAUUUUGAUGUUAUUGAUGGCAGAUAAAUUUAAGAAUAAAUAUUAAUUAUUUUAUGUAAUGUACUUGUUGUUGUUUGUCGAAUUAUGGCGUCGUCGUCGCCUAUGGUCUCGAUGUACUAUAUCGAAUAUUUUUGCCGAUAUCAUCUUUGUGCUUUAUUCUAUGUACUUGUACACUCUUGUUACUUUUUUUUUUGUAAUGUACUUGUUGCUGUUGUUGUACCUGUAAACCACCUAAAAUUAAAGAAAACUAAGAUGCUACUCUAGAAAGAAUAUGACCUGCUUUAAAUGAAACUGGGUGGAGAAAUAUUAAUUGUUUGAAGAUAUUUUUAACUGUCAUGGUGCGGUUGAGGACAACUUGUGGAAAAUUUGAAAAACCAGAGCACUUUCCAGAAGGCAGGCCAAUAGAUUUGUAUCCUGAGCCUUUCCCUGCUAGCGCCUGUCUUUGUAUGCCAGUAGGAAAGCCGCCCCGUUUACAUAGAACUCGUGACGAACCUCCCAGGAAAAGAAGACGGGUCACCACAAUGGAAGAAAAAAAUCUACAAGAACAAUCAAUGAUGUCUGCAGAGCAGAGGCGCUGGAAGACUGGAGGAGAGCUACAGCGAAUCAUGAGUGGUGAGACGAGGCCAGAGCGAUUAGGAAGUGACCAGCGCCAUGUCAACAGGGUUAGGUCAGCAACAACUGACUCUAGCAGGUCCUUCCGGAAUCCGAACAUGCUGUCAACGCCACACUUCUAUGACUCCAUUGAAACAACGCCCGAUGCAUUAAAGCCCAGAAAAACACAGAGACACAAAAUUAAGCAGUCAAAGAAAUUGCCCGACUGGUGCUGGACUAUUAUCACCAUUGUCCUGGGAGUUGGCAGUUCAAAAAGAUGGGUGUCCUAUCUACUGUAUGGAAUAACAUUGCUUUCUGCCCUGGUGUUUACUGGUCUUGGUGUCCUAUUCACAGUUUAUGAUAUAGCUAGUAAGCAUUCUAAGACCACAGCGCACAUUGGUUUCAUAUCUCUGCUGAUUGGUUUCGCGUGGUUAUGUCUGGGAAUAUACUCGUUCAAACUUGCUGGACGCUUGCUUGGAGAUGAUGAUUUUGCAGCCAGUGUUAGGAGACACUCCAGGACCUUGUUUAAGAUCAACACAGCUUUCUUGCUCAUAUUUCUGGGGCUUGGAUUUACAGGUAUGAAUCUCUACAACGCGUAUAUCACGUUCGACACAGAUCGCUGCAAUACAAUCGGGCUGCACUACCUCGUGUGUCACAUCAUGGUCAUCGGUAGGGCAGUGUUUUCUGUCUUUGCUAUGAACUGGAACCUGAUAGUAGGGUGCGUGCUUAUGUCUGUCUGCAGGACCCACACGAUCGGUAUUCGCCGGUUCAUGCGGGACCUUGAGCAGGACGGACAGACGUACGAGCAGUUCUGGAGAGAGAGGCUGGAAAACUCUAAGGUGGGGGAGUUCAACAAGGACACUGUUUCAAUACUCAACAACCAUGAUUGGUUUCUAAUGGAAGAACAGGAUGGGAGUUCACAGGAACAGCUUGUUGCCAGUGGCAACCGAGAUGAUGAUGCACCUGUUUCCCUUGGCAACGGACAGACUAGUAUACAAGGGAGGGGAAUAGAACAGCCAGCUGAUGAUGUUGUUCUUAUGAGGGACCCUGAAGAUUUGGAUGAUAGACCAACUUAUCCAAAAAAGAAGUUAAUGGUACAAGCCCAGUCAAGUGUUGAGACAACCGGUUCAACAUCCGACCUCCUGGAUGAUCAGCCCCCGGUCAUGUGUGAGGAUGAACUACUCCUCUGCUACUGGAAAAUAUCGAGUCGUAUGCGGUAUGUAUCACAGUGCAUGCAGCGUUGGCUGGCCAGUUGGAUGGCGUUCGUGGUGAUAUGGUGUGCAGACUACGUGAUUUUCUGGCUCAGUCAUUCUCCCAAUAUUUUGGGCAUUAUGGAGUUUAUCGCCCCAAUGUUACUGCUGCUCGUCCUGUGUUCUGCGUACGCUGAGGCUAACGGGGAUGGCCAGUCCAUGAUAAGGUGUAUUUGUCCCACAAAGGAGAGAUACAAACUGCUGCAAUUUCUCCACAGACAGCCUCUACAGAUGCAGGUGUUCAAUAUGUCCAUUUCGUACAGCGCUAUUCUGACCGUGAUCCUUGCCUUUGCUGUAGCCUUCUCUUCCCGGCUCAUCCUGGAUGAGGUUUCCAAGGCUUGAUGUCCAUGGUUUGAUGGCCACAGGCAUACAUCACUAUUUAUUUUUGUUCAACAAAAUACUACUCAUUCUUGCCUGUGCUGUUUUGUGCUUUUAAUGACUCACUCUUGAAAAAGUCACCAAGACUUGACACCCAAAAUUAAUAGGCAUCAGGUGUAUAUGAUACAUCACUAAACAUUCCCAUAGCUGAUUGACAUGUUCAUCUUAAAAGAUGCCUUCUUGCCUUUGAUGUUGCGUUCUCUUACCAACCCUUCUUUGAUGAAGUUACCCUUGCUUGAUGUCCACAGUUUAAACACCACAGGAGUACUCCACCUAUAUGAAAUACAUUUAAUAUAUACCUAUUGUUGUUCAGCAUAUUCAACAACUUCUAGGAUCAGUGUUUCCCAACUUUAGGAUUAAUCUUGAAAUCUGAAAUGAGCGUUUUUAACUAAGGCCACACCAAAUUGAUAUUUCGUUCCGCGGAUUUACCGCUCCUAUUUUUUUGAAAAUGUAAAAAAAAAUAUUUUUAUUUUUUUUGUGCGCCCGCACCUUCAUUUUGAUCGCCAAGCAGAUUUUUUUCAGGUAAUAAUUUAUUAAAAGGCUAAAAAUAAUCAAGUAUAAUUUUUCUACGCUAGUUUUCGUGUUUUUGUAAAGGGAAGUUAGCGAUGCGUAGUGUUUUUAUACUGUAUACAGUCAUUGUUUGGUCCAAAUUGAUGUAUCAAGCUCAUUUUUGAUCAAAUUCUGACAAAACAACAGUUUUGAACAAAUAUCUUUUCACAAAUAGCGAUAUAAACACUGGUCUGGAUAUACCUCAACAUAAGUAAGCCUAAAUUUAUCACCUUGUAUUUUGUUUUUAUUUGCAGCAUAAUCUGGGAUUGUAAUGCACUUGUCAAUUGUAACCACUGCCCCGCCCACCCCUUGCCCUUGUUCCAGGAGUAUACCGGGGACAACAGAGGCAAUGGGCUGUGUUUUGACCUUUCAGGUGGCCCUGCAGUGUCUAGUGAAUGUGAUUUUGUCUUAAUAUUGAAAAUAGUCGGGAAUGGGUCUCACAUAGGUAUUCGGGGUUGCGGGGCCAUUUGGCAGGGAUUUUACCAGCAGUGUGUCCCUGCAGGUAGGGUAUUUUACCCGGGUUUUGAGAGACCGGAAGUCAAAGUCCCCGCUAUUCCGGACUUAAGGGGGGGGGGGCAUAUACAAUUGGCUGGUGCAUAAAAACAUCUAAAUAAUAAAAAAAAAAGAACUCUGAAAAAUACCCUUGUUCUUUUUGUUUUAAUAAGCACAUGUCAUUGCAUUUCCUGUGACAAUAAAAACAAAAUUUAGUCUAUGUUAUAUGGAGUCUGAUGUUUGAUGAUGCCUGUUAAGUGAUCAUUUUUUACAAAUCCAAAAUCAAUAUAAUGUUUGUACUAAAUACGAUGAAUAAAUAGCAUGUUUUCUGACAUUUUCCCAAUGUCCAUUAGAGGUUCAGUUCAAGAUGGCAUUAAAAUGGGUUUUAGGGCAAUUAUUUUGAACAAUCUUUCUUAUUUAUAUUGAAUACCCGGUAUAAGGAAAAAUAUAUUUUUCGCUCUUCGCUCGCUUCGGUUUUUAUGAAAACUGAAAAAACUUUUAUUUUUAUUUUUUUUCGCUCGCUCGCUCCAAUUUUUUUUUGGCAAAAAUCUGAGGAACUAAACAUUAAUUUGGUGUGGCCUAAGAUUAUUGUACAGUUUGUAAAAAUUGCUGGGAGGUUUGAAUCAAAACGAGUUGGAAGUGCCAUGAAAUUGGUGUGAUUGCAAAAGGCUUAAGGAAUCUUAAAAAGAUGCAUUGGUUCAAAGACAGCUGAAAGUGCUAAAUUAUAUUAUGCUUAUUUGCAAGAUUUAUUUACCCACAGAUCUAUAUUAUGUUCUCAUGAAAGAUCAUGCCUUUUUGUCUUAUCUAUCACUUCUUUUGUUCUAAUGCCAUUAUAAUUCAUUAAUGAUGUCACAUGGCUUUUUGAGUCAUGACAAUUCAAUAUCAGUUUUUCUCAUGAAUGUUGGAGAAGGAAUUUAAAGAUUUAAACUAAGUGUUUCAAAAUGCAAAAUAUUGUUACAAUGUAACACGAAUAAGUGUUUAAAAUAUCAGCUGUUUAUGAAGUGCAUGAUGAUUUCAACUGUGGAUGUCCAUUCACAAUGGUUAAAAAUAAAGAUGCUUAAUCUAGCAUUACCGUAAGAUUCUCCAUGUAAUCAGUAGCAUUAAUUUUAUUAAGUGGUAGUUAAGACAACUUAUGUUAAAUAUUUAUUAUAGGCUCAACUUUUUUAUUAAGAAAAGGUUAUGGUGUUGUGAUAACCUAGAUCUUGGCAUUGUAAAUGUUCAAAACCUUUAGCCUCGGUCAUAAUUCAUGAGAUAUGCUAUUUUGUACAAGGAUGAGAGACUUGUGUAACUACAAGUAUGUCUUAAAGUUGAUCAGCUGCUAUUAUUUAAAUGAUGAUGAUGAUGAUGAUGAUGAUGAUGAUGAUGAUGAUGAUGAUGAUGAUGAUGAUGCUGAUGAUGAUGAUGAUGAUGAUGAUGAUGAUGAUGAUGACUACAAUUACACAUUUGACUUGCCAGUAUGUGAUUCCUGUUAUUGCUAAAGAUAAUUAUAGAUAUUUAUUUUUUUAUUAUGAUUGUUAUUUGUUUUUUUGUUAUCUUAUGACAAAAUAAUACUCAAAAUACAAUUGUUCUUUGUGUAUUGCUGUUUUGUCUCUAUUAAUCUUUACUGUAGCUUAAAUUAGCAUCUUAGUGUCAGUUGAAUGUAACUCAUUAUUAUUUUGUAAAUUUUUUCAUGCUUUUUUGCUUUCUCUUUGAAAAUGACAAUGUCUCCUAAUAUUGCACGCAACGAUAACGUCCAUGAUUAAUAUUUUAAAUAUCUAAGGAAAACAUUGCUGGAAUGAGAUAAAAUAAAACAAAAUUGGUUAAAAAGUAAUGUUUCUUGUUAUCAUAUACCUGACUUUAAAUAAAGAUUCUUAUAUCUUGUAAAGUGGAUAGUUGAAAUCCAGCUAACUCUUCUCGUCAAGGGAGAUCACUGUGUAUGUUAUUGGAGGACUUGGUACCAGAAAACUAGGCCAGUUUGAGUUUAUUGUUGCUUGUCUCUAGUUUCCUUAAAGCUGCACUCUCACUGAUAGAAAGUUUUGUGAGUGUUUUAGUUUAUGUCUGAGGAUCAGCUGACUUGGGUUUCAAUGUCUUCAACUUGGUCAAUUAAGACAACUCACAACGGAUCUCAAUUAUUUGGGAAAUUGACGAAAAACUCAUUUUUUUUAGCGCAUUAGUUCCGCUUUUAGCCAUGAUUUAUCUCUUUUAAUUAACGUUAAAUAUUAAAAACUGCAUUCUGAGCUUAUCAGCAGUCUUAAAUCACCUGUUUCCAGACAUUUUUGCAAAGAAUCGACUCAUUCCAAGACAAUUUUUAUUUUUUUUAUCAAAAUGGCAAAUCUAUGACAGUGCAGCUUUAAUCCAAAACUCAUUGAAAGUAGUUGUGACUCAUGAAAUCUGAAUCCAAUACUAAAUUCACUUUUAAUUUCAUGCUUUAUAACCUUGUGUAUUCAUAAGGCAUGCACAAACAAUAUGUUUGUUUCCGGCUUCAUGCCACCAAAAAAAAAGGGUAGGUAGGUCUGAAAAUCUUUUUUUUAUUUUUGUUUGGAAAAUUGUUUCUUCAGAAUUCUCUGUUACAAGAAAUUAUUAAUUAUAUGCUUAAGAACAUCUAUAUAACCGGUAUAAGUAUUAAUGGUAUUGUUAAAAGCCAAAAUUAUAUUAUUUUUAAAAGAUGCACUCCUACUCCCAAAUAAGAUUUACAACAAUUAAUACAAUUGUUAAAAUAUACCAAAAAGGAUGAAUAAAUGUCAAAAACAAUGGUUCUUAAAAAGGAUACAUUAUGUACCAUGUUUAAUUUGAAAGAAAGUUGCAGAAAACUUGGUAUUUCUACCUUAUGAGAUGAGCAUGUAGUUAAAGGUUUAUCACUCAAAAUGUAUGUUUGUUAUAUAUGUUUGUGUAUUGAUUUUGAAGAGUUUCUUUUUAACUUUUACAAGAAAAAAAAUUAAACAAAUGAUAAAACAUAUUUUUUUAUGGCAAUAAAAAAGUUACGGAUCAGGGCAAAAAAGUAGGUUAGGUUAGGAAACCAGAAACAAACAUUUUUCAUUACGCCUUACCCAAAAUAUUACUUUGAAAAACGAAAACUGAAGCACAAUUUACAUAUUUUCUGUUUCGGUUGUUUUUAAUUUAUUUCGCAAAAAUAUCCUUGUAUUUAAAGUUCAUGUCCUUGUAGAAUAGCAAGUCCGACUGUCGCAGUGUGUAACACCUGGAGAUUGUUUUUUGUAUUAUAUUUGACUUUUGUUUAGCAAUGUUAUGUCUAAGGUUUUUUCUAACAUUUCAUUAUUUUGUAUAAAUAACAAUAUAUCAACUGCAAUCUACACAUACAACUGGUGGGAAAUAUUUGUACUCAAUAUUUGUAUAAUGCAUUUCUGUUUGUCCAGUUUGCCUUGUUAUAUUUAUAAAUUCAUUUUUUAUUUAAAAAUGAAAAAUUAACAUGUAAAAACAGCCAUUAAACUUUAAACUUUUAAAAAUAUUUUCAAAAUUGUUUUAAUUUGCUUUAGUUUUCAAUUUUGUUUAAAUUUAGCACUGAUUAUUUAUUUAAUCAACUGUGAAGAAGAUCAUCAGUGUAUGACUAAUUGGUAUUUAACUAGAUUCAUAAAAGCAUUUGAUUUUGGCUGUUUUUAAGGUGAGGUGUCAUAUGAAUACUGUCAUAUGAAUUCGGUAAAUAAGAGUUAAUUUAUUAACAUAUCUCUUCUAGUCAUUAAUUAAAUUUCACAAAAUGUGCAUUCCGUAUUAUAGUCAGAGGUUCUACGGUACAUGAUUUAUCCUAAAAUCAGGAUUGAGAAGUUUUAACUUCAGACUAUUGUACAGUUGUAACGAUUGUUUUUUUGCUCAAACAUUUGCAUCAAGAACAGUAAAGGAAGUACCUUGAAAAGAAUAUAGAUGACUUUGGAAACAAAGCCCCUUUACCCUCAGUUGGGCAUGACUCCCUUAAACUCAAAACAGUCCCAAACUGUUUUAUAGGAUUGACAGUUAUCAGCUGUUAGAACCCCUGUAUAUUAUUGUUGUGUUAAUACUCACUGUGUUCACUGUUAUGUACUGUAUUGUUAAUACUUGUAUUUAUCUUAUUUUUGUAAAGUCCUGUUUUAUACAAAUUCCCUUUAUUAAUUUCUGUUGUUAACAAAAUAAGUGAGCUUGGUAUUACAAUAUAGCAUCCCCAAUGUGAGUAAGAAAGAUGCCUUUUUUAAGAUUUCCCAUUCCCGCCUAUAUUUAAGUAUACAUUCAUGUCAUGCACAUGUAUAUUAUGCUACCAAGAAAAAAAUAAAUUUAA
Molecule: messenger RNA, 11458 nt
Organism: Mya arenaria
Lineage: Eukaryota; Metazoa; Mollusca; Bivalvia; Myida; Myidae
Exons: 12
Coding region: 4294-6141 (615 amino acids)
Source: RefSeq, a predicted model, not a curated record